AUGAUUACGUGGAACGAUAACGAUGGAGCUAUAUUUUGUAAAUAUAAGCGGAAAUCCAAGAGUAAAACAUUUAAUAGUAUAGGUUUUUAUUAUAAGAUGGAAGGUUCGAUGGUUGGCAAUGAUAAUGGCGCUCCAUUGUUAAAGAAAUGUUCGGAAUGCAGUAAGAAUAUUGCCAGAAACAAAGAGGAAGAUAACUGUUUAAUACACUAUAAGGAAAUGAAUGAAUUAAAAAGAAUGGGAAUGGAAGAGUUAGAAGAGGUGAACUUUUUGAUAUGCUUUGGGGUUAUUAUCGAAAUUAACAAGUAUGUUGUCGAGUUAGAAAAUUUUAGAAACGAGAUGAGUAAUAGGGAAAAAAUAGAUUUCAACAAUUAUACGUUGCUCAAGUUUUUAUAUCAAAUAAUUGCGGAAAAGAAUCUGCGAGUUGAAUUUAUUUGCGACGUAUUGGAGGAGACGUCAGCGUUCAACGUUAAGAUUGAAGCAAUGAAGAAAGAUUUAAUAGAUAACGCGUCGACAAUGUCAGAUAUUAGUAUAUUAUGGAAUAAUUUACUAGUUGAUGAAUUUAAUUUACGUUGGAAGAAUUUUGUUAUAGAGGAGAAUUUAUUAUACGAGAUCACGCGUGGACUUAUUAACGUGAAGAUUUGGAAAAACAAACAAUACAAGAAAUCUGAUUCGAAAUGUGAUUUAUAUUUGUCAUAUAUUUAUGAAAGAAUUUGGAAAUUGAGAUGUGAAGAGGUAGUUAGAUUUGAGAAGUCUCAAGGUAUGGGUAAAAUAGAUAAAUGA
Molecule: messenger RNA, 780 nt
Organism: Rhizophagus irregularis DAOM 181602=DAOM 197198
Lineage: Eukaryota; Fungi; Glomeromycota; Glomeromycetes; Glomerales; Glomeraceae
Source: RefSeq, a predicted model, not a curated record